CCUACCUAUUUACGCGACGCGUCGCUGUCAGGACCCGCGAGAAUGAGCUCGAGGAAGCAUCGCAGGAGUAGAUCCCGCUCUGAUUCUAGAAACAGAGACCGAAGUAGAGGCAGAAAUGUCCGGUCGAGGUCUCCCGAAGAGAGAUACGGUCGAAACCGCUCCCCUGUGAAAUUUUCUCGCAGACGCGGCCGGUCCGACAGCAGCGACUCCAGGAGCAGCGGAGAUUCCGCAGGCCCGAGCCGACGCAGAGGCGCAGAGUCCGGUCACUCCAGCGACUCAGACCGCGAGCAGAGAGGCAGAAGAGUGCGAUCACACGGACGAUCUAAAGACAGAGAUCGCUCUCCAGGUGACAGCCGCAAUGACAAGAAGAAACACAAGAAAAAGAAGAAACACAAGGAUGAAAGAAGCAACAGCAGGAGGAGGUCAUCCUCACGAUCCAGCAUAGAGUCAAGAGCGAGAGAUGGGAGGAGCAGUGAAAGAGAAAAGAGGAGACGACACAGCAGGAGCCCAAGCGGAGAGAGACGGAGGAGCAGAGAUAGAGGGAGAGACCGAGACAGACGGAGACGCUCGGAAUCCUCGAGUUCCUCCUGCUCCUCGGUCGAGUCUGACCAGGGCGGGAAAGCGACGAGAGACGCUACCGCCGUCAAAGAGGAGAAGAACAAACAGAAGGAGAUGAUGAAAGCGCUGGAGACUCCGGAGGAAAAGAGAGCCAGACGUCUAGCCAAGAAAGAGGCCAAAGAGAGGAAGAAGAGGGAGAAGAUGGGCUGGAGUGAGGAGUACAUGGGCUACACCAAUGCGGACAAUCCCUUCGGAGAUAACAACCUGCUCGGCACGUUUAAGUGGCAGAAGGCUCUGGAGAAGAAGGGCAUCGGACAUUUGUCAGAAAAAGAUCUCAAGGAGAGAAACAAACGCAUCCAGGAGGAAAACCGGAGAGAAUUGCAAAAGGUGAAGCAGCUGCGUCUGGAAAGAGAACGUGAGAAAUCCAUGCGAGAGACGGAGCUGGAGAUGUUACAGAGAGAGAAAGAGGCGGAGCAUUUCAAAACAUGGGCGGAGCAAGAAGACAACUUUCAUCUGCACCAGGCCAAACUAAGGUCUAAGAUCCGAAUUCGUGACGGUCGAGCGAAGCCCAUCGAUCUGCUGGCUAAGUACAUCAGUGCUGAAGAUGAUGAUCUGUCGGUGGAGAUGCACGAACCGUACACCUUCCUCAACGGCCUCACCGCCACAGACAUGGAAGAUCUGCUGGAGGACAUCAAGAUUUACAUGGAGCUGGAACAAGGCAAAAAUGUGGAUUUCUGGAGGGACAUGACCACCAUUACUGAAGACGAGAUCAGCAAACUGAGAAAACUGGAAGCGUCAGGAAAAGGGCCAGGUGACCGUCGUGAGGGCAUCAACACUUCGGUCAGUACAGACGUGCAGACCAUCUUUAAAGGCAAGACGUACAGUCAGCUUCAGGCUCUGUAUAUGAACAUAGAGAAUAAAAUCCAAGCAGGAGGUUCAAACCUGGACAUCGGAUACUGGGAGAGUCUCCUGCAGCAGGUGCGCGUCUACAUGGCACGAGCCAGGUUGAGAGAGCGCCACCAGGACGUGUUGAGACAGAAGCUGUUUAAACUGAAACGGGAACAGGGCGUGGAGAGCGAGCCGCUAUUCCCCAUCAUUAAAGAAGAGUCUGAGAACGAGCGACCAAUUAGCUCCGGAAGGGCGGAGUCUUCAGACGAGGAGGCGGGCAGCUCACGGCAAGGUGUCAGUCGGACGACAGAAGAUGCAGAGAGGGCUGAUAAAGGGGAGGGGAAAAAGCCGAAAAACACGGUGGGAGAAGAGGGUGAGCGGUCUGAAGAGAAGAAGAAAGACGGUGAAGAUGGAGGAGAGGAGAAAGAGGAAGCACCAGAGGCCGUCUUAACAGAAGAAGAUUUGAUCCAGCAGAGUCAGGCGGAGUACGACUCGGGACGUUACAGUCCAACCCUCCUGCAACCCUCUGAACUUCCUCUGGACACUCACAUCAUCGAUGUAGAAGAAGACAUGCAGAGACUCGUGCUGGCCCGGAGACAGCUGGCGGUCACGGGUGACGCAAACGAAAGUGCAGAGGAUGCGUUUGUGCGGCGCGCUAAAGAAGGCAUGAGCAGCGACGAGGCCCAGUUCAGCGUUGAAAUGCCGUUGACUGGAAAAAUGUACCUGUGGGCCGACAAAUACCGUCCCCGCAAACCUCGCUUCUUCAACCGCGUUCACACCGGCUUCGAGUGGAACAAAUACAACCAGACGCAUUACGACUUCGACAACCCGCCGCCCAAAAUCGUCCAGGGCUACAAGUUCAACAUCUUCUACCCCGAUCUCAUCGACAAGCGCUCGACGCCGCAGUACUUUUUGGAGCCCUGCCCUGACAACAAAGACUUUGGGAUUCUGCGUUUUCACGCCGGACCGCCGUACGAGGACAUCGCGUUUAAGAUCGUUAAUCGCGAAUGGGAGUAUUCGCAUCGUCAUGGUUUCCGAUGCCAAUUCGCCAAUGGGAUCUUUCAGUUGUGGUUCCACUUCAAGAGAUAUCGCUAUAGAAGAUAAACAGUUGAACUGUACAUUUAUGAAAAGUGAAUUUGAUAGGUGUUGAAUGUCUUUGCAUCUUAAUACAUAAAUGUGUACUGAGAUGACAGAACAUUUCUUUAUUGAUGUCACUUGUAUUCCUGUUAGUGGAAAAAAACUUUUUAAUGGGUUAAACUUCUAUAUUGGAGACAUUAGAUACCUGUUAUAAAAAUAUUGUUUUGUACAUUUUCCAUGAGGAAGGCACAAAGCUUGCUGUAUUAACCCUUUGUUUUUAUUUUGGUUGCUUGUAUUUGUCUAUAAAAUGUUCUUUUUUUAAAUGAUUAAUAAACAUUAUUUCCAAUA
Messenger RNA from Misgurnus anguillicaudatus (oriental weatherfish), 2871 nucleotides. RefSeq names its product cactin (gene cactin). Gene Ontology annotation, cellular component: spliceosomal complex; cytoplasm. Gene Ontology annotation, molecular function: protein binding. The record is from RefSeq and is a predicted model, not a curated record. Gene Ontology annotation, biological process: mRNA cis splicing, via spliceosome; negative regulation of innate immune response. Lineage: Eukaryota; Metazoa; Chordata; Actinopteri; Cypriniformes; Cobitidae.